This is a messenger RNA of Lates calcarifer (barramundi perch), 4970 nucleotides long. It is a transcript of the gene tonsl, whose product is annotated as tonsoku-like, DNA repair protein. Gene Ontology annotation, molecular function: protein binding. The record is from RefSeq and is a predicted model, not a curated record. NCBI's taxonomy places the organism in Eukaryota, Metazoa, Chordata, Actinopteri, Centropomidae.
UUGUGAAGACUGGUAGCUGAAGCAGCGGUAUGUCUAAUAUGUAGCGCUGUUUUUAUGAGAUAACGACCACGAUCGGAUACAUAGAUGACAUCGAGAUCAUUAAAGCGCAAACAAAGACGCGUAUCAGUGAAAAUGAAGUGAAAAAGUUGCUAAUAAUCGCGACUUUAUAGCUUGUCCGUUAGCACUCGUCUAGCUAAAGCGAAGCGCGCUGCGUUGUUGUCAUUUACUUCUACAGCUUCGGAGCUGAAUCAAGAUGAGCUCGUCGCGGGAGAUAAAACAGCUGCAGAAAGCAAAGAGCAAAGCCCAGAACAGCAGCAACUUAAAAGAGGAGGCUAACAUCUGUAACCAGCUAGGAGAGCUGCUGUCCAGAAAUGGUGAUUAUGAGGCUGCCAUUAGGGAGCACCAGCAGGAGCUGGCCCUCUCUGAGGUGCUGAAUGACGUGAUUGGCCGAGCCGUGGCCAAUCGUAAGAUAGGAGAGUGUUAUGCAGAGAUGGGAAACAUUGAGGCUGCUUUGAAACACCAGCGGUGUCACCUGGACUUGGCUCGCUCUGUUAGAGAUCACGCAGAGGAACAAAGGGCGCUGGCUACUAUUGGUCGAACCUACCUCUUCCGUUAUGAAUCAGACCAGUCGAGGACCAGUUUAGAGCAUGCUGAGGAUGCCUUCAGGAAGAGCUUGGCCAUUGUGGAUGAUCGUCUAGAAGGGACAGUGCCAGGGCGUGAGAUUAGUGAGAUGAAGGCUCGUCUGUUCCUCAAUCUCGGUCUGGUCUGUGAUCAUCUCGGGGAGCCCAAACGCUGCAGCGAGUUUAUCAGACGAAGCGUCUUCAUUGCUGAGAGGAGCCAGCUGCUGGAGGAUCUGUACCGUGCAAACUUCAACCUGGGCAACAUCUCCUUUCGUAAUGGUCAACACUCCAACGCUGUGCGCUGCCUAGAGCAAGCCAAAGAGUGUGCCAGAAAGAUUAAAGACAAGUUCAGUGAGAGUGAGUGCUUUCACUGCAUCGGCAAGGUGCAGCUGUCUCUCGGUGAUUUUGUAGCAGCUAGACGAUCUCUGAAGAAGGCUCUCUUGCUGGGUUCCCAGCAGCCCCUGGACAGGCAGGCAGUGAAGAAAGCUUUCAAAUACGCUGACCAAGGCUGUAAAUUAGAGGAAGAGCUUGGGGACGAUCAGGGUAAAAGACUGGGCUCUCAUCAGGCUGUGGAGCUGGCAGAGCAGCUGGGGGACCUCUACUGUAAAGUUGGCUGCUACAGCAAAGCUCUGGAUGCCUAUCAAGCUCAGCUUAAGGGCGCUGAGACACUGGGAAAGGCCACCCGGGAGCUUGCUGUAAUCCACGUGUCCCUGGCUGCAACGUACGCAGACCUGAGGCAGCACAGCAAGGCGGUGGAACACUACAGACAGGAGCUGGCUCUGAGACAGGGCAGCUCCUCUGAGGAAUGUAGCACUUGGCUGAACAUCGCAGCGGCUCAGGAGGAGAGCGGCGUUUCCUUCCAGGAUAUAGACAGCAGCUACAGCACGGCUUUACGUUGCGCUGAGAAGUCCCGGCAGGCCAGACUGAAGAAACGUGUGCUGAGGCUGUGGCUGGCAUCCCAGAGACGGAGAGGCUCAUUAGACGCUGACGACACCGAGGCGAGGCUGCACGAGCUGUGUGCCGCAGAGGGCUGGUGUCCAGACGGGAGUGAUGGUGAGGAGGAUGAAGAGGAGGAGAUGGACAACAGCGAACCUCUGGAUGACAGCGACGUCGUCCUCUCAGAUUCAGAUGAUGAUUUGGAGGGGUAUGACAAGAUGGUGUCAGGAAGGAGGAAGGCUGGAAGGUGGAACAAGAGGAACGAGAAGGGUGAGACGUCUCUGCACAGAGCAUGUAUAGAUGGAAACCUGAAGCAGGUCCAGUACCUGGUAGAACAGGGUCACCCAGUGAACCCCAGAGACUACUGUGGAUGGACUCCCCUGCAUGAGGCCUGCAACCACGGUCACUAUGACAUUGUAGCCUUGCUGCUGGAGCGCGGCGCUAACAUCAAUGAUCCUGGUGGUCCCUUGUGUGAAGGAGUGACUCCUCUUCAUGAUGCCCUUGCUUGUGGCAAUUUAAAAGUUGCGAGGCUCUUGGUGGAACGAGGGGCUUCUGUCACCCUACGCAACUCCAAGGGUGAGGCGGCCAUAGACACCCUGCGUCAUUGGCAGAGGACGUACAGCAGAGAGCUGGACCAGGAGACCAAACAGGAGUGUAUAGCUACAGAGAGACUGCUGAGGAAAGCACUGGCAGGGGGAGUUCCCGCUGCUCCGGCCCCAGCCAAGCCUUUUGAUGCCCUGCAGGACAGCCAGCUGUUUGAUGCCGAGAACUCGGAGCCGCUGUCGUCCUCUGGAGGGGGCUGCUCCACCAGCCAAGAGUGGCCUCGCAGCAGCAGCAGCUGCAGCAGGAACUCUGAGGUGAAGGCGGCACCUGCCAGCCCCAAACGGUGGCAGAGCAACGGUUCAACACAGCGGCACAGAGCCAGAGGAACAGAGGCUGCUGUUCUGUAUGGGAAUAACAGCAGCAGCUCAGACGACAGUGACUCCGACUGCCCCAUCAGCCCCCUCCGUCCCGUCCGCCCCAGACACAGUUUCCCAGCAGCCCCGAGUCAAAAGGAAGUACCGGCAAACAAAGAAACCAGCUCGAUCCCCACCUCGGGUCGAGAAGGCGUCAGAGAGGCCCCCGCGCCGUCUGUCUUCGCACGACAGGAGUACCACAGCGCCAUCCGAGGAUUGGGCAGCGCCAAAACUCUUCUGCAGGGUCUUUCACAGCCCCAGUUCUCCAGCACACCAGCUGUAUCGUCAUCCAGCAACAGAUCAGCCCUGGUUCCCGAGGAGGAGUAUCUAGCCGAUGACUGGCUGGAGGAUGAUUUGGGGGAAAUUCAGCCGAAGAAGAAGAGGAGGCUUCGAGUGGAGCAGAACGGGAUGAACAGGGAGGACGGCGCCGCGUUUUCAGCAGCCAAAAGUCAGAACAGGCACUUAAACUCCAACACAAACUGCAGAGGUUCUGCAGUUCCCUCAUCCUCCAGCAGGAGUCUCUCUCUGAAAAAGAAUGGCUCUCUGAAGCCUCACCAGGUCAAAAUGACUCAGAUGCCCGGCAUGGUGAGGCUGGGCAGACGAGAGGUCAACAGGUCUCACAGCCCCACGAUUACGGAUGAUGACGACAUUAGACCCGAAACCCCUCCACCACCUCCUCCACAAAUACACAUGCAGCCUCCAACUCAAACAUUGGCUGCUCCGAUGCCUCCACCAAUCAGAAUGAGGGUCAGAGUCCAGGACGAUGUUUUCCUCAUCCCAGUCCCACAAAGUGAGGCAGACUCCUGCACUGUGUCGUGGCUGUGUGAGCAGGCGGCUCAGCGUUACUACCAGAAAUGUGGCCUCCUGCCUCGUCUCUCGCUGCAGAAAGAAGGUGCUCUUCUCUCCCCGCAGGACCUGCUGCUGGCCGUCCUGCACACCAAUGAAGAGGUUUUGGCUGAAGUGUGCUCCUGGAACCUCCCUCCGCUGCCUGAGCGUUACAAAAAGGCCUGUCAAAGCCUGGCAGUGGAAGAGAACAAGCGCGUCACCCGGCUGUGUGAGGUGCAGGACGGGAGCUCCUCUGUGUCGGUCUGUGGCCUCAGUUUGGCCCCCUCUUCCCUCAACCCGCUGCUUCGCGCCCUAAAACUUCAGACCAGCCUCACCGAGCUGAGGAUUUCCGGCAACCGUCUCCGCGACGACCUUCUCCCCGAGCUGGUCGCCACGGCUGUCACCAUGCCUCGGCUUCGGCUGCUGGACAUUUCUGCCAAUCACAUUACAGGGGAGGGGCUGGAGAAGGCAGUAAAUGCUUUAACGGGACAGAGCCAUCCUGCGUUUCCGUGCCUGGAGGAGCUCGACCUCAGUAUGAAUCCUCUGGGUGACGGUGUGUCAGAGUCCCUGUCCUGUCUGCUGUCCUGCUGCCCUCUGUUAGCCAAGCUGUCUCUGCAGGCCUGUGGCUUCACUGCUCGUUUCCUCCAGCAGCAUCGACUGCUGCUGGCCGGCGCUCUGACAGGAACUGGCCACCUGAAAUCAGUGUGUCUAUCCCACAAUGCACUGGGCUCCACUGGCUUUGAGCUGGUGUUGAAGACUCUGCCUCUCCACUGCCUCACACACCUGGACCUGUCUGCCAUCCGCAGGGGUCCUGCUGAUUUCCCGGCACUUGAACACCUCACCAAAGUCCUGUCACAGGAUGAGUGCUCUCUGACCCACCUGAGUCUGGCAGCAAACGGGUUGACGGACAGCAGUGUAGCCACCUUGGCCAGGUGCCUGCCUUCAUGCCAGUCUUUGGUGAGUUUAAACUUGUCAGGAAACCCAUCUGUGACCUCAGCAGGACUUCACAGCAUCCUGAACUCUCUCAGAGAGACUUCUCGACCUUUGACCCUUCUAAACCUUCAAGGUUGUCAGGUGUCGGGCCCCUGGGACAGUGCAGGUCUGGAUGGUUUGCCAGAGCUGGUCAAGGAUCUCCGUCUUUGCUCUCAGGGACUCAACAAGCUGGAUAGGCAGGCUUUAAAGCAGAGCUGGGACAACUGUCAGUCACACGGACACUUCAUUGACCGAAACGCCAAGUGCCUGCUCUCUGCCGCAGCCUCCUCAUGAAGAGGGAAAAUAAAAUCUGCUUCAUCUUCAUCUGAAAUCAGUAGCUUACUUGUGUUUUAUUAAGUCAUAAACACACAGCACAAAGGGUGGUUUUCCUUUUUUUUUUUUUUUAAGGUUUUGUUCAGUUAGCAGUGACAGCUUGAGGCUGCACUCUUAAAUCUUCAAAAGGACUACGCUGAAAAAAUAACUAGUGACACUGUAAAAAGCUCAUGUUUCAUGUAAUUUGUGCACCUUAUUUAUGUGUACCUAUGAAACUUGUAUGUGUAUAAAAACCAUUUGGUAGCAGUGGUAAUGCUCCUUUGUCCUCAACCCACUGAAUCAUUGUCUGAUUUGAUUAAAAAAAUAUAUUAAAGUAACUCAUGAUGCU